Messenger RNA from Neltuma alba, 597 nucleotides. RefSeq names its product ankyrin repeat-containing protein At5g02620-like. The record is from RefSeq and is a predicted model, not a curated record. Gene Ontology annotation, molecular function: protein binding. Lineage: Eukaryota; Viridiplantae; Streptophyta; Magnoliopsida; Fabales; Fabaceae. The coding region runs from base 1 to 597 and encodes 198 amino acids. The transcript has 2 exons.
AUGACGUACUUCGACUUAUGUGUGCGUCUUCACAAGCAUGCAUCUGAAGGCAAUUGGGAAAAAGCUAAGCCCAUAUUAGACCAAAAUAGAACACUUCUGAGUACUGCCAUAGCCGAAGGAUGGGCAACAGUACUUCAUGUAGCAGCAGGAGCAGGCCAUUUGCACUUUGUGAAGGAGCUUGCGAACAUGAUGAGUCAGAACAACAUAGACUUGGAUCUCCAAGACGAAAUGGGAAACACUGCCUUCACCUUUGCUACUAUUGCAGGAAACCUGGAUAUUAUUGACUUUAUGUUAGAAAAGAAUCCAUACUUACCAAAAAUAAGAAGUCGAAAAGGUUUCACUCGUAUUCUUUUUGCUGCAUUACAAGGAAGAGCUGAUUUGACAGACCAUCUAUACUCUUCCACUGUUGAUGAAAGUUUUGAUGAAGGAGAGUGGAAGAAGUUAUUCCUCACUUGCAUCGAAUCUGGUAUUUAUGGUUUAGCAUUGGAAAUGUUGAGAAAAAAGCCUGCACUAGCAUUUGCAACGGAUGAAGAUGAUGUGACAGGUUUACAUUACAUGGCUCAGACAGCAGACUGGGGAAGUUAUAGUCCAGAAUAA